GUAAUGGCCGCAGGCUAUAACAGCGAUCACAAAUUCACGUGUCACAGCAAGUUAGAUGUAACCACCAUCUUAUUUAAUUCAAUUCUUUCAUUUUGUUUGAAGUGUCGGAUGUUUGAGUUGGAGUUUGCUAUAAAAGAUCUCACUUAAUGGCCUUAGAAUUAACCCCAUUACAUUCUCUGCUUAGCUGCUAAAAACAUUUAACAGUAGAUAUGAAGAGCUUUAUCCCAGUCGAUGCAGAGUGUCAUUUUUCCUUGCAGAAUCUGCCAUACGGGGUAUUUAAGCCCAGUCCUAGGGAAGAGGCUAGAGCUGGAGUGGCGAUUGGAGACUAUGUGUUGGACCUCAGUGCAAUCUGUAGAGCUGGGCUCUUUAAUGGGCCUCUUCUCAAAGGGUCUCACUGUUUUCUCGAGGGAACUUUGAAUGCAUUCAUGGCAAUGGGAAGACCUGCUUGGAAGGAGGCCAGAGCGACAAUCCAGAAGCUUUUAUCAGCUGAUGAUCCAACCUUGCGAGAUAAUGCUGAAUUACGGAGGAAAGCAUUGCUCCUAAUGAAUCAGGUCCAAAUGGUGCUUCCUGCUGUAAUUGGGGACUAUACGGAUUUUUUUUCCUCCAAGCAUCACACACAGAACUGUCUAGCUAUAUUAUUUGGCCCUGAAGCUCCUAUUCCUCCAAACUGGCUGUCUCUUCCUGUUGCUUACCAUGGAAGAGCAUCUUCUGUUGUUAUAUCUGGAACAGAUAUUGUGAGACCCAGAGGGCAAUUGCAUCCUGCUGGCAAGCCUUUACCAGGAUUUGGACCAUCUGCAAAGCUUGACUUUGAGUUAGAAAUGGCUGCAAUAGUUGGUCCUGGAAAUGAUUUGGGCAGAACUGUGAACGUGGAUGAUGCAAGUGACCAUAUCUUUGGGCUGGUUUUAAUGAAUGAUUGGAGUGCAAGAGAUAUACAGGCAUGGGAAUCUAUACCUCUUGGACCAUUUUUGGGGAAGAGUUUUGGAACAUCCAUCUCACCUUGGAUUGUCACUCUAGAGGCCUUAGAACCAUUUGCUUGUGAAGCUCAAGUACAGGACCCACCUCCUCUUCCUUAUUUGGCUGCUAAAAGUAGUCAUAGCUAUGACAUCCCCUUAGAGGUUUCCAUAAAACCAGCAGGAGAGGACAAAACAUUUGUUGUUUCCAGGAGCAAUUUCAAUCACUUAUAUUGGACGCUUGAGCAACAGAUUGCACAUCAUACUAUUAAUGGUUGUAAUCUGAGGUCUGGUGAUUUACUCGGAUCUGGAACUAUAAGUGGACCUAAUCCUGAAAACUUAGGUUCUCUAUUGGAGCUUACAUGUGAUGGGAAGAAGCAACUGAAGAUUGGAAAUAAUUUGAAUCGUACAUUUUUGGGAGAUGGUGAUGAAGUCAUUUUAACAGCAUGCUGUCAGGGUGAUGGGUAUAAGGUUGGCUUUGGUGCAUGUUCUGGGAAGGUUCUUCCAGCAAAUCUUUGAUUGCAGAUGCCAGCAAUCGCCAACUCUCUUCAAUAUGUACGAAGUCUAAAUGGAGCCGACUGUUACGUUUUGGUGAAAUGUUACACUUUAUUUUGAGGUUAAAUUUUUGUCAAGCAAACAAGAUAUGUGAUAAAUAGAAUUGUUGGUUUGGGUAUCUUGUUCAUGUUAUUCUGCAUGGUUGCACAGAUUCUUGACUAAACAAUUCAUCAUCAGAUUUUCAAGUUUCAUUUAACCGAUAAUAAGAUUUCAUCCUUCUUCCAGUGAGACAGCUUGGGAUUCUUUGCCCAUUUGAUUUAAGCUAUUCACAUGCCUUUCUUGCCUGUAUGGUAUUUCACAUGA
Molecule: messenger RNA, 1808 nt
Organism: Cryptomeria japonica (Japanese cedar)
Lineage: Eukaryota; Viridiplantae; Streptophyta; Pinopsida; Cupressales; Cupressaceae
Product: fumarylacetoacetase
Exons: 15
Coding region: 210-1469 (419 amino acids)
Biological process (GO): L-phenylalanine catabolic process; homogentisate catabolic process; L-tyrosine catabolic process
Molecular function (GO): fumarylacetoacetase activity
Source: RefSeq, a predicted model, not a curated record